AUGUUACAAGAACAUGUACUAGAAGAAGAAGAAGAAAAAAGUGAGAGGGUAUGUGCAUGUAAAUUUAAUGGUGGAAUAAGGGCAAUUUGGGGCAAAGAAGCUCACGAGAAUCCAGAGAAAAGUUUUGAGAAUUUCCAAGCUGUGGGAGGAAACGCCGGGAAAGUGCUCGUGUCGCCUCGAAAUGAAGCACUUAGAAAGGCAAAUGAAUUUCUAGGAACCCUUGUUUUCUUCUUACAUACAAAGAAGCUAAUUAAGGAUCAUGGAUUAGUAUCAUCGAAUGCAACAAGAUCAAUUACUAGAUGGGCCCAGUUGAAAGGAGUUUAUUGGGCUACUAGUCCAGGCAAAAGUUUCGAAGACUGGUUCUGGGCUUAUGAAGAUGCAGGCUCUUAG
Molecule: messenger RNA, 390 nt
Organism: Dovyalis caffra
Lineage: Eukaryota; Viridiplantae; Streptophyta; Magnoliopsida; Malpighiales; Salicaceae
Source: the annotation of a GenBank genome assembly